Molecule: messenger RNA, 864 nt
Organism: Seminavis robusta
Lineage: Eukaryota; Bacillariophyta; Bacillariophyceae; Naviculales; Naviculaceae
Source: the annotation of a GenBank genome assembly
AUGGACCCUGGGUGGGGAGUCCAAGGGACAGCCUUUCUUGGAUAUUGGUUGGCACCUACUACUAGUAUCAGGCCAAGGAAGAAAAAGAUUGAUGCAAUCCUUCAACUUGAGACGCCCAAAGAUGUCAAAGAACUUUGUUGCUUCCUUGGAGAUGUCUCCUUUUACAGAGACAGAUUCCCACAGUGCCAUCCUUUCCUAGCUCCAUUGUACAACCUGACAUCAACAAAAACAAACUCUUUUGCUUGGACUACAGAAUGCCAACAUGCCUUUGAUGUCAUCAAGGGCGUCUUGGCUCGGGAUUCUUUGUUUGUCCACCACAAUGCCCCGUUUCUUGUCUUCCAAGCAGAUGCUAGAGCUAGGGAGACACAAUGUGGUGCUGUCAUUGUUGUGCCAAAAGGCAAGAAGCAUUGCAGAAAAGACCUACCUCCAAGAAUGUGGCUGCUGUUGCAGGGGAGUGCUCUCGUCCUCGGCCCCACAAGAAUGGUAUCGGCAACCCUUCCCCUCUGGCUGGAAUGGUCUAUUCUCAUGAGAAUGAGGAGAAAACGAAUGAAGCCAUGGUCAAUGGAUCUCUAUCAAGCAGGAAUUCAUAGGAUUAACAAAGUCGCACAGACGCGCCAAAUUCAGUUCACACAUUGCACAGACGCGCCAAUGUUACGACCGAAUCAAUCUAGGAGAAAACAUCUAGAUGGAAUGACCAAACUUUGCAGUGAGUGUCAACUGGUAGACCCCAUCAUGAACAAACGUUUCUUUGCGGAUGAUGUCCAGGACGUCCAAUCUGCAUGCAACGCAACAGCUGCACAGCACUGGCAGCUCAAGGUACAUCUGGUUUCACACUAUGGUGUGCUUUCCCUUACUUCCUUUUGA